AUUCGGCCAGAACGCUUCCCUUCAAGAGUGUCCUGGAAGCAAUUUCCGUGGGGACCUCGAGAGGUCCCCAAGGGGCCACAAACGCGCUGAAUAACCUGGAUCCUCGGUUUUCAGACUGAAGAGGGGGAUGAUGAACGAGGAGGAGGUGGAGGACAACUAUCAAUCUCGCUGGUCUCUUUGGUUCUCACUUGCCCCGCUGCCGUUCUGGUCCGAGCUAACUUCUGAAGGACGCCGCCGCGAUCACUGAUCUGAGCCAACCCCUCCGAGACAAUGCAGACCGUCGCGGUGUUCGUGGCCCUCCUGGGCCUGUCUGCGGUGAGCGUCGCGAGCGCCUCCAAGUACAGCCCGGGCACGUGCCACUGCGACUGCUGUGCGCCGGUGGACGGGGGCGAGAAGGAGUGCACCGCUCCCGUGGGCUCGCUCCACAGCCAGACCAAGACCGACGUGUGCCUCGCGGUGUUCUGCACGGAGGGCGACACGCUGGGGGCACAGAAGCAGGCGUUCAGCAACUUCUGCAGCUCCAAGUGCUUCCCGGACACCGCGGUCCCGACCACCUGCCGCCCGAAGGACUGCACGGACCAGGGCGUGAACGUGCACUGCGAGUGAGCGCGCCAGCGACAGUGCCCGGUCGGACGGACCGCGGUGGGAGAAAAAGGGGUUGGGCGCCCGUUGGAGUGUGGAAGGCAUGGACGAUUGGUGGGGGCAUUCGCACAUCCGGGCGAGCAUCUGGCCAGAACGGGCGCCUCGCUUGUCUGGGCGAAGGGCGCCAGCGGUGUUUUCGCACCGUCCCUGGCCAAGCCAGGGCUCGGCCUGGGACCCGUGUGCAUGUCUUCCUGGCAGGGCCAGGGCCGACCGAU
Messenger RNA from Prorocentrum cordatum, 857 nucleotides. The record is from the annotation of a GenBank genome assembly. Lineage: Eukaryota; Dinophyceae; Prorocentrales; Prorocentraceae.